This is a messenger RNA of Symbiodinium pilosum, 1392 nucleotides long. The record is from the annotation of a GenBank genome assembly. NCBI's taxonomy places the organism in Eukaryota, Dinophyceae, Suessiales, Symbiodiniaceae.
AGCAACAUCUCCAGUUCACAGUUUGGGGCUUCUGGAUGUUUCAGGACAUAUCCUGCUGCUUUGCCAGCCUUCCGGUUUUUUGAGAUCUCCGAAGUUGCAAUUUCAGACAACUUCGGGUUCUUCUUUUACAAGCCUGCAGAAACUGCUCCAAGGUUCCUGGCCUCGAUACUCGUUGAGUUGUUUAGGCGCUUGCAGGCGGCAGCGCUUCUCGGGGAGGGCGCCCAGACUGAGGAUCCGUAUUCUUCUCAGCUUUUGGAAGUGCUCAGCUCACUGGAAGGAGCCCUGAAGCGUUGGCAGACAGCUCUCUUGGAAAGUGCCGGAAGGCUGACCAAGGACAGGUGUUGGUUCAGAUGGGGUAUCAGAUUUGUGAACCAGCGCUUUGCUAACGUCAUUUGUGCCAUUCCACAGGCCGAUGGGAAGAAACGCGGUGUUGCUGAUUGGUUUGUGCGGCAAACGAAGACGAACAUUUUCGAUGCGGUGACCUCAUCAACCAAAAUUUUCCUGGAUUUGCAAAGCGAUAGCACAUGUCGAGAAUGCCUAUGCAUGGAGUUCAUGAACGUGUUAGCUGCUUUGAGUCACUGUGGAUUUGCAACAGAGACUGUCAGCAGCAUGUUCGAAUCCUGCAUGGGCCGGAUUGUUGGUGACUGGAAAAGCGACAAUCUUGGUCCUUAUGAGGAUUGUGGGGUUCAGCUACCCCAAGUACUCUCGGUGCUUGCCAAAGCAAGGCGUGAUAUGUUUCGUGGACCAUCAGACGCUGCAAAAUACCACUUGCUCAAAGAGAUUCUAGACACGUGUCGGGAGAAUCAUAAAUGCCGUGAAGGUGCAGCAUUUUCAGCAAGGCACACAUUUGAGAAUAUCUUGCUGCACGGGUUUUUAGAUUUCUUCCCUGCGGAAGGCUUCAGCCCAAGCGAAAUGUGGAGCAUCAACAAUUUUCAAAAUGAACUUCUCGACCACAUAACUCCUCUGUGUGGUGAGUCGGUCUUUGAGCAUCCCUACGGUGAGUCACCAUGGCCCGCAGACGAGGUCAGAGCACUCAUGAGGGUGAAAACCUCUCAUUAUUUCAGUUUGAGGCUGCCGUGGAGGUUUCGUUCAAACGAGAUGCCGCUCUCGGAUCGCAUAGCAAAGUCUCAGCCUGAGAUCAGCGCCAUCAGGAAGGGCUGGGUAAAAAAACGUCUUGAUGGAACUACGAGGUACUUGCGUUUGCAGUCAACUCCUGUCGUAUCGGAGCACAGUAACCCUGGGGACCCCAGCGGCGAAGCUUUGUUUCCUGACGAAGACAUCGAGGACAUCCGAUUGGCAUGCCAGGAAUACCCAGUACUUCGAGACACAUUGGAAGAGUUCUUGGACGAGUUGCUCGAAUUGCGCGCGAGUGCUGAGGGAGGAGAUGACUGA